GAUUACAGCCGGCACAUAUUUAUAAGAAGACCUCUUCACUGAUCUCUUGCACACAAUGAUGUGUAUUUAUGUGUGUUUUUGACUGUAAACAUCAAUAAAUGAUUAAUUCUUUGUACACACACUAUAAUUAUGUGUGCGCGUUGUGUAACACACCAACUUUGGCUCCUCUGCUUUAAUAAAUGUAUUAUAUGGAAAAUAAUUGUAUGUCCCGUGAUUAAAGGCGUGAAUUUUAUAGAAAAUUAACAUUUGAUUUCAACACAGCGAUGUUUCAUUUCGAGCUCAAGUCUGAAAACAUAAGAAGAAUUGAACAAGUAACCUAUAUUAGUCAUCUAACAUUUUAAAGAUGAAGAGUUUCGAAAAUGCAUCAAACUGAGAGUGAUGAAAGCAGCUUUUUGUGUGUUCAGAUUACACAAGAUAUUAAGAAUGCAGUUUAUGCUCAAGAAGUGGAUAAAAUUCUCAGAACUCUCACAUCAUCCACAGAGUCAGAAGACUUGAAAUCUGCUUUAUGUAAAUUGAAAGAAAUUUAUGAGAUAGCUCCAAAACACUUAGAAGAGUAUCAAGUCCCUAAUGCUGUUUUGUCAGCUAUGAUUCAUGUAGCUAAUGAGAAGGAUGUCCAGCUGCUAGGGCUGGAGAUGAUGAAUAUUUUCAUGGUGGAAAGUCCAGUAUUUUAUGAUAAAAUAUGCAGGCUUACUGGCCUUUUCAAUCAUGCCAUAAAGCUACUCUGUGAUGAUAGCAUGGACCUUAUGGGAGUCUACUCAAGAGUUAUAACCCUGAUUGCUAAGCUGCUAAAGUCUGAUCAUUUGAAAAUACACAUCUCUCACAAUAAUUUCUGGUUGAAACUUAUGGAAAGAGUCAUGCUGGGCCUUAAAAGUUUCUGUUCUGAUGUCUGCAGUGUUGUUGAAUCCCUCCAAGUUCUGGCUUUUAUUCUGAAGCAAGAUGCUGAUCUUAGAGAUGUACUUGCAGAGAAAUAUAGAGUACAGUAUAUUGAGCUUUUCAAAGUGUAUGAGCAGAGCAGUCAAUUUAUUAAGAAUUAUUUGAGAACACUUCGGAUACUUUCAAAGAACACUACAGCGAGAAGUCUUGUCAGUUUGUCAGCAAUGAAUCAAGUCUUGUCAAUCAUAGCAAAGUACAAGUCAGAGAAUGAUGUGAUUGAAGAAAGUUUUCUUCUUGUAGAAGUACUAUGCUAUCAUGAUCAUGCCAGAGAAUUUCUGGUGGACAAAGGUUACAUAAUGAGCAUAUUGUUUCCUGAGCUCAGGUCAAGUAGAGAUAAUGUACAGAUACAGAUUUCUGGACUUUGCAUUUUUCUUAUUACAGCUGAUCUGAUGUUUUUGACUGGGUCAUUGUCAGAGCUAGCAUCUCGCUGGCUGGAGCUGAUCUAUCAUGCAAUGUCUAAACACAUGGAGAAAUUAGAAAUACAUCUGUAUGGAUGUAAAGCAUUAUCAAAGCUGCUAGAGUGUCGUCCAGAAGUUUACAUGUGGAUAGGGGAAAGUCCUGACCUGAAGCAGUUUCCUGUCCACACCUUGUGUCUUGGAGCUAUUUUAAUGUUUGGCAAUAACUCUGAUGUCUAUGUUGCUGCAUGCAAGUCUAUUUAUUACCUUACAGCUGACAAUGAUGCCUUGUGUCAAAGUCUCAUGGCUAAAAACUCUCACAUUGCUGUGUUAGAAGGUUUAGUAACGCACAUCACAUGCCCAAAGGCUAUCAUAGCUGGUUGUAAAGCUGUAAGGGGACUGGCAAUAUUUCAGAGUGAUCACAAGCUUAAAAUUGCUCAAUAUGAAUGCGACAUAUUUCCUAUCUUGUUGGAAAUUAUUAAAAAGUUUCAUUCUAAAGUGGAAGUACAAUCAGAGGUUAUUAGUACCAUUGCAUGUUUUGCAGAUAUAGAUAUAAUCCGCCAUCAGUGUUUUGUUGUCAAAGUACAUUUGUAUAUAUUAGAAGCCAUGGACAAUUUUCCUGGAGAUGAAUAUUUACAAGAAGCAGCAAUAGAAGCUAUGGCUGUCUUGGGUGGAGCAACCAAUGGACCUGAAAUUCUAAAUUCACAUCGGGCAAUAGAGAAAAUUAUAAAAAGUCUGAAGAGGUUUCUCCAUAAUGGAGAUAUACAGAAAAAAGGAUUGUGGGCUCUUCAAAUACUCGCUGACUGGCAGCUGGUUGAAUCAACAGCAAUGUGCAAAGAACUAGCACUUAUCAUUCGAUGCACUAUGAAGAAUUAUCCGAACUCUUUAGUUAUUUUGAAAGAGGCCAUUGUCGCCAUGCAAAUAUUAUCAGAAAAGGGAGCUGAAAAAGAUCAGUACAGCAAUAUGGCCUCCAUCUUGGUGGAAAUGGAGUGUCAUGAGCUUUUGUUUCAGAUUCUUGAGAAGUGUGAUGACAAUCAAGGUCUCCAUGACUUAGCCAGUGAGUGUUUGUAUGUGAUUGGCAUUGAGCAAGAUUUGAAAUCUCGGAUGUUACUUACUGCUUGUUCUAAAGGUUUUCUGGCUGGGGCAGAAUGUUUGAUAGAAAUUGGAGCAGAUGUCAAUAUUGGACAUGGAGCAGAAACACCUUUGUAUUAUGCUGUGAAAAACAAUAAUAACAACAUGGUGGAGCUUUUAUUACGUCAUGGAGUGAGAGAUGUAAGGACAGCUCUGAAGCUGAGUCUUGACUGUGGCUAUCACUCUAUUACAGGCAUGUUGUUAGCUUACAUUGGCAGAGACAAAGAGACUGGUACUGUUGUUUGGUCCAACAUACAGCUGUGUGACCUAUACCCUGAGUGGAUUCUACCGACCUUGUUGGAGCGAGACAGAAGCACUCAGUCCUUCUCUAUUACUAGCAAACAGUUGGUGGCUAAGAUUAAAAAUAGUGAGAUGAGACGAAACUUCAGAAUCACAAAUCAUCAUCCGAGUUACUCAGAUCUGGAAUUGAUUCGACACAAGUGCUUCCGUUAUAGAAAGAGUAGUAGCACUGAUUUAAGGAGGCUGAGUACGCCAGAGGUUGGAGGAAUUAAAGCAGAAACUCCAAAAAGACCAAGCUCUGUUGGACUGCCAGUAAUGAAUGGAAUGAACAGAGAAAUUAUUAGCGUUCCAAGUAUUCAUACACUCAAAUCAACAUCAGAUGCUAACAAUGUCUCGAUUCCUGCUAGUCCUGAUGAUGCUCCAGUGUUUGAACAUUCUGAAGAUGAUUGGGAGGACUGGAAGAAGACAACGUUAACUGGAGCCAACAUUCCAUUCAGUCCUUCUGACCCUAGACGACCAACCAGUCUCAGCAAAAUUGAAAAUGUGCCUUCAAAAUUUGAUUCUUUAGCUUCUUCUGCCCCAUGGUUAAGAAAGUACAGUUCACAAGACAAAAAAUUUGCAUACUCUAAGAAAAGAAAUAGAAAAUUUACCAUUGGUCAAUCAUCUACAGAAUCUAGUCCUGGAGACGAUGUAUCUAUGCCUAUAUCGGAACAUUAUUCCUCUGAUACAGAUGAAAGUGUGACUAGGGCAAGCUCUUCAUUGUCUAUUCAGUCAACUGAUGAAGCAGACACGGAGAUACCAGGCAAUGACACAAAAGGGAAUCCAAUAAAAGAAUAUAGCAUUAGAAAUUUAGAUUUAUCUGGCAACUCUAUUCCAUCACUGGAUAAGCUUGUUGACAAUGGAAGUGAACUUCUGCAGAGAUUUACUAGCUUGGAGUGUCUGGAUCUGAGUAACAACAAUCUAACUCGACUACCUGAUCAGCUGUUCAAGUCGUUAUCUGGUCUGAAACAAUUAAACUUGAGCUGCAACAAACUAACUACAUUCCCAGAUGCUAUUUUGUUAUGCUGUAAUCUCAACUUUCUAGAUCUUUCUUCCAACCAGAUAGAGACUGUUGUCUUGUAUCCAAACAAAAGUUUGUUGCUCACUGAACUGAACCUGAUGAAAAAUAUGAUAACAUAUUUCCCAGUUGGUCUUCAUUUUGCUUUCCCUCAGUUAACUAAGCUAGACAUCAGCAGCAAUGAAAUGAAAGAACUUCCUGUUGACUCAUUGGGUCUUCCUGAGCUCCGUCUGCUAGAUUUCUCUCACAAUUACGUCCAAGUUUUGCCUGAUGCUUUCCUGCAGAAUUGUUUGAAACUGGAAAUGCUGAUAGCUGUUAAUAACAGGCUGGAGAGUUUACCAAAUGAAGCAUUGGCAGCUGAUCUCAUGCGUCUUACAACUAUAAGACUGAGCAACAACAAAAUACUAGAGAAAGAACCUUUUUAUAUGUCAAAGUUUAUUCUAGAGUUACCCAAUGUUAGGGUAGUUGAGCUGGCUUCCAAUGGUAUUCUGGGAUUUCCUCCUCCAUGUCUUUGGAAAAGUCAAAUGUUGAAAGAACUAGUGUUGUCUAGAAACAUGAUUACUAAAUUACAUUUUGAGGGUGUUAGACUUUGGAGCAAGCUAGAAAAACUACAAUUAGCUCACAAUAAAAUUUCAGAGCUCCCUAAAGAAAUAGGACAACUGACUUCACUACAGUCUCUUGACUUGAGCUAUAACAAACUGCUGACAACUCUACCUGAUGAACUGGGCAAGUGCACUCGACUCUGGGAAAUGCCACUUGAUGGGCUUUCAUUAGAUCUGGAUGAUGGACUGCUGAGGGGAAGAGUGAAAGAUUUGGUCAUUUAUCUCCAUAACAGAUUGAAGAAGGCUCAGCGUUAUUUCCGAAUGAAGUUGAUGGUUGUUGGUUAUGGAGGCAGAGGCAAGACAAGUUUGUUACAAGCUUUGAAGAGAAAGAUCAAAUAUCAGUCAGAGAAGCCGCAGGUUACAGUUGGUGUCAUUGUGGAGGACUGGAAGUAUGAAAGACAAAGAUUUGGUAAAGCUGUCACUUACACAUUAAACACAUGGGACUUUGCUGGCCAGGAAGAUUUCUACAGUACACACCAGUGUUUUCUUUCGAACAGAACUGUCUAUUUGGCUGUUUAUGACAUCAGUUUGGGACUAGAUGAGAUUGAUAAGCUAAAACCUUGGUUGUCAAACAUUCAUGCCAGGGCACCAGGUUGUCCAGUCAUUGUGGUGGGCACACACUAUGAUGUCAUACCUGAAGAGGACAGGGAAUAUGUUUUUGCCCAGUUUGAUGUCAAGCUUAAAGAACUUGUUAAUAAACCAGGUUUUCCUGCAAUCAGCUGUUUUGCUCUUAUAGAUUUGACUAAAGAAACUCCAGAACUUCACAAGUUACGGAAAAAAGUUCAAGAGACAGUGGAUCAGUUUAAAAUCAAAGGUCAACCAGUCAUGGGGCAGAAAGUUCCAGCAAGUUAUGUUAGACUUGGAGAACUAUUACAUGAAGAAGCCAAACGAAUACAAAAAAGUUUUCCUGUCAUUAGACAUUCACAGUUGAUUCGAUUGGUUAGGUCCUCCAACCUUGACCUUGAUGAAGAUGGUGAAUUACAGCAGGCAGUUAAUUUUCUUCAUGAAAGUGGUGUCCUUUUGCACUACAAUGAGACCACACUUCAAAUGAGAGAUUUCUAUUUCAUUAAUCCUGGCUGGCUGUGUCGUAUGAUGGCACAAGUUGUAACAGUACCAGAGAUCAAUCCAUUCAUUGACCGCAAUGGGAUAAUGAAGAAGUCAUGUGUGAGCAUGUUGUUUACUGGCAGAGAAACUUCAGGGGAGAGCAACUUUACAUUCCCGUCAUCACUUAUACCACAGUAUUUGCAUUUAUUGGAGAAAUUUGAAAUAGCUUUACCCAGAAAUGAAGAAGAGUUGUUGAUACCAUGUCGACUGCCCUACAGACGUCCAAAUAUAGAAUUACCAGCUCAGGAUAGAUCAGAACUUGUUUAUAGAUAUUAUGUCAUGCCCUACACACCCAUUGGCUUCUGGUCACGUCUGCUGACCAGAUUAAUUGCAUUUUCAGAAAGUCAGCUAGUUGAAAGUAUGUUAUUUAUACAAGAGAAGCCAAAUGUUCAGUUCUGGAAAGAAGGAAUUUUUGCUAAGUGGAACUCAGGAACUUUUUUUCUUGUGGACAGUUUUAAAAGUGAGCUUGAUGAGAUCCAUAUGACAGUUCCCAACACUGCUCAUGGAUGUAGACUAUUAGGCUGCUUGGUUGAUCAUGCUGAGUCCCUGAUAGAUGAAUGGUAUCCUGGCUUAGUGUCCAUUGACCCUUUGUUGGGAAGAGAACUCUUAGAAAAAUUUGUUCCUUGUACUUUAUGUCAGGGUGGACAGCCUUAUUUGUUCAGCUUUAACCAUUUACUUCUUCAUUCUGAGAACCAUUCAGACAUUUAUUGUCCAGGACAUAAAGGAAUGGCAGACUUGGUUAUGUUGGCACCAGACAUAAUGUUGGCAGACAUUGAACCACAUUUUCACUUAGACCUAGAACAGUUUGAAUUUAAAGAAAGUUUGGAAAAUGUGUGUGGAGAUGGAGGAUUUGCCUCUGUUUACAAAGCCAAAUACAAGAGCAAGAAUGUGGCUGUCAAAGUAUUCAAUGCUAUUGGAGACAUACAUCCUCACAAAAUGUUGAGACAAGAAGCCACAAUAUUGCGGAGAUUAAAUCACCCAAGUGUCAUUAGUCUGAUAGCUGUUGCUGUGAGGCCUGUCAGGCUGGUAGUUAUUGAGUUUGCACCUCAUAAAUCUAUUGGUGAAAUUUUCAGAUCCAGCCAACAGUUUAGUCGCAUGAUGCAGUUGAAAAUAGCUCAACAGGUGAGUGAAGGUUUGGAUUACUUGCAUAGUCUGCUCAUCAUCUUUCGAGAUUUAAAACCAGACAAUGUUCUAGUAUUUUCUUUGGCUCCAGAUGCACUGAUCAAUGUUAAAAUAGCAGACUAUGGCAUCUCUCAAUUUACAACAUUGUUUGGAUUGAUGGCACAAGAAGGUACACCAGGUUUUAGAGCACCAGAAGUCAUUAGAGGAGAAACCUAUUCAUUUCAAGCUGACAUUUUUUCAUUUGGAAUUCUGUUAUAUAUGCUUGUGACAGGAGGCAUCCAUCCAUUUGAAGAAUUAGAAUUUAAAAGUGAAAUUGACAAGGCUUUUGCUGAAAAUAUUGCUGUUACACCAAUAACACAGAGAUGCCCUCCUUGGCCAGAUUUUGAGGAAUUAAUAAACCAAUGUCUUCAUCAGGUUCCAGACUACAGACCAAAAGUUCACGAUAUUUUUGAGCGUCUCAGUUCUGCAGAAUUUUUUAGUCUUCGAGAAAUUCUUCCAGUUUCAGUUGGUACUACAGUGGAGUGUAUAGCUAUACAGCAGCAACCUGGUAGUAAAAGUGUGAGGCUUUGGGUGGCCAGUGGUGACAAUGAGUAUAUGCAGUUAACUUGGUUGAGUCUACUGGACUACAAGGAUGAAGUCAUUACUUCAAACAGGAGCAGACAGUCUCUUGAUUAUAGUGUAAAAAAUGGUAUGGGAACCAUGUUUCGAGAUGGUCGAAUUUUGUGUAUCCUGCCAGUCAGCUAUGAAAAUGUGGAUUUCAUUUUACUUGGUACACAGGCUGGAAAAAUCUGGGUAUUUAGUACCAUAACCAAUGAGCUUCUCCAUUCUACUCAGCAGCUUCAGGACUCAGUCCUUUCUUUGUUUGUGGUUCAAAGACACUAUCCAAGGACAGGUUAUCGUCGAGGAGAUGAACCAUUGGUUUUAGCAGGUCUGGCCAAUGGGAAGAUGGCACUCUAUACAAUAUCAGAAAUACUUCAGGAACCAAUUAUGGAUCCUAUUGAAAUCAAUCUUGGAGAAAGCUAUGAGCCUGUUCGAUGUAUAAUUCGUUGCAGUCUGGAUCGGAAGGUGAUUGCCUCCUGUGGAGCAAAGAUCAUUGUGUUAGAAACCAAACGAGGUGUUGCUGUGGAAAAUAUUUUUAACACUUUAGAGAAAAAUGAUGCUGAGUUCAACCCUGUAACCAGCAUGGCUUGUGGAAGGUUGCUGUACGUAGCUCAUCGUAGUUCAACACACAUCCAGGCCUGGGAUGUUUUACAUGGAAGACUUAAGAGCGUUUUGGAUAUCAGCAAAGUAUUUAAUUUGUCCACUAAAGAUAGCCGAGUAACUUCUAUGGUCCUGCAUGAUAAGAUUUUGUGGGUUGGCUCUGGCGGGGGACAGAUUGCCUUGAUUGACACUGUCAACUGGACACCAGUUAUUUGUACACAUCGCCAUACUGCGUCAGUCAGAUGUUUACUCACAGUUAAGAUCAAAGGACUGACUCAAUUUAGUUCUACAUCCACUACUAAAAAUGUAAUAUUGAGUGGGGGAUUAGGCUUUCAAAACAGAUCUGAUUCUGACUCUUAUAAAGACAAUCAAUAUGGAUGUAUUUUAGUAUGGGACUCUGACUUUCCGCAGACUGUGAAACAGUUUUUUGAUUGGUCCAAGAAAAGAAAAGAUCUGAACACUAUAAUAUCUAGAAGUACAACAUGAACAGAUCUGAACAUAAAGUUGAUUUCCCUUUUUUUUUUUAUUUACAGAAUAAACUGAAGCUCCAUCUAGAGAUAUAUUAAUUAAGUAACGAUAUUAACUUAAUUCUUUGUAAAAUCUAUUUCGUUAAUUUAAUUGCUUUUGUAUUGAUCACGUUUUACACAAAGCUUUGUGUAUCAUUCAUUUUGAAAUACAACUUUUUUUGCCUUCUAUCAAAUGUUUCUCAGAGCAUUAAUGUAAACAAUAAAACAAUAAAUCUCUGUUUCCGUUUUGUCCAAAAUGUAUGUCAAGAUGUCACAUUGUUUGUUGUUUUAAACACACAAGUUGAAAACCUUGGAGCACGUAAAGUCCUAAUGAUAUUUGCUCUUACAUUAUGAGUUACCCAUUGUAAUAUAUUUCAUGCAAUAAAUAUUUGUUUUUAAGAUUAUCAAUUAUUGUAUAAGAAAUCCCAUUAUUGGUGUUUUUUGAUAAGAUUGAUUUGUUUCUUCAAUCUGUACCAAUGAAGAGAUUUGUUCAUUUAGUCCUUACCAAUUGAGAGAUUUGUUUCUUCAAUCAUUACCAAUUGAGAGAUUUGUUUCUUCAAUCAUUACCAAUUAAAGAGAUGAUUUGAUUCUUCAAUCAUUACUAAUUGAGAGAUUAGUUUCUUCAAUCCUUAUCAAUUAAAUAGAUUUGAUUCUUCAAUCAUUACCAAUUGAAAGACUAGUUUCUUCAAUCAUAACCAAUUAAAGAGAUUUGAUACUUCAAUCUUCAGUCCUUACCAAUUAUAGAGAUUUGAGACUUCAAUCUUCAGUCCUUACCAAUUAAAGAGAUUUGAUACUUCAAUCUUCAGUCCUUACCAAUUAAAGAGAUUUUGAGACUUCAAUCUUCAGUCCUUACCAAUUAAAGAGAUUUGAGACUUCUAUCUUCAGUCCUUACCAAUUAAAGAGAUUUGAUUCUACAGUCCUUACCAAUUAAAGAGAUUUGAUUCUUCAGUCCUUACCAAUUAAAGAGAUUUGAUUCUACAGUCCUUACCAAUUAAAGAGAUUUGAUUCUACAGUCCUUACCAAUUAAAGAGAUUUGAUUCUACAGUCCUUACCAUUGGAGAUCUCACUUUCAAUCUAUUUGAACAGCUCUUGUCUAACUUGAAAAAUCCACAUCUCUCUAUCCAAGUCCUUUACAUAAAGUCUUUCACUAGCCAGUACAAGUUUUUAGUUGUACUCUUACAAUAUUCUUUAUCCUAAUUGUUUGAUUAGUUUAUUUAUUCUGCACUUUUUACCUAUAUGUACUCACAUGUUUAUGUUUUUUGUGAUGCUUUACAAAUAUGAUGAUUAAAUAGAAAAACUUCUAGUUUCUACUUUUGAGAGAAAUUGUUGGUUAUUGCAUUGUUGUAUUUCAUUUAAUGAUAAUAAUGUGAGACAAAAAUUUUGUUUUGAUGUCAGAAAACUUUCAAAUUGAAUUAUAAAAACAAAAACUUUUUUAAAAUCAAAGACAAGAAACUUGCUUCUUAUUUUUUAAUUUAUUGUCACUUAGAAUCAUCAUUAUUAUGAAAGUACUUAGUAACUACUUACAAUUAUCACUUUUAUGUCAGUAUUUAGCAACUACUUAAAAAUUAUCACUGUUAUAUGUAAGUACUUUGUAGCUACUUAGAAUCACCAAUGUUAUGUAAGUACUUUGUAACUACUUAGAAUCACCAGUGAUAUUUAAGUAACUAUAAUUCAAAACCAUGUUAUGUUUUUCUUUUAAUGAACAUUGAAGGUUGUGCAGUAAAAAUUUGGUAAAUUUCUGUUUUAUUGUGCUGAUGUGCCAUAAAUCGCAAAUCUAGUAAACCAUUUUGUGAUUGAUUCAUAGAAUUAAGGUUCAAGCAAAGAUCAUGACAUUAAUGUUUGUGUUCAGUUAUGUUUUGGUUAUUUACAUUUGUUAACAUCUAUAUCUUUUGUCUGCUGUUUGACCUGUGAUCUGUUUGAUAUAUUUUGUCUGCUGUUUGACCUGUGAUCUAAUGUUUGAUAUAUUUUGUCUGCUGUUUGACCUGUGAUCUAAUGUUUGAUAUAUUUUGUUUGCUGUUUGACCUGUGAUCUAAAGUUUGAUAUAUUUUGUCUGCUGUUUGACCUGUGAUCUAAUCUUAACAUUCAAAGUUAAUAUUUUGCUAUGUCAAUAUACUCUUUAAAAAUAUUUUUUUUAAAUUAACACAAUGUAAAGUAACCAGUUGUUGUAUCUGUGUCUAUUUCAUUUUCACUAUUAUAACACUUUAGGAAAUCUUAGUACAAGCUAUUUUAAAAUCUAUUCAAAUUUGGGAGAAUCAGAUUAAGAUUUUAUUUAAUUUACUUAUCAUUAUAGUAUGACACAUCGUCAUGGGCCUCCUUCAGUUGUGAAAUGACUAUGGCUGUGAAGCCCUAUUUUGGAGAGACACUCCCGUCCACAUAUAUUGCAUGUCAAGGUAGCUUUUGCUUUGGUGGUAGAGGAGCUGGCCAUUUUCCGUGUGGCAUGCUUUUCUUCAAGAGUCGAGGCCCAUGUUUUCUCGCUGUCUAUAGCUUUCUUGACACAGAUAAUAUUUUAAAACCCAACAAUCUAACAAAAAAUGAAAUUCUCAUUUUAUCCCCUUCAAUACAUUUUUUUUUUCAGAUUUUAUAAAAAAAAUAAUUUCUGGAACUUUGGUAACCUUUUAUGUUUCUUCAUAAAAUCUUUUGAUCAUCAGAUUCAUUCCAUCAGAUCACAAAUAUUUGACUUUGUUUUUUCCUCUUCAAACUAGUGGCAAUCACAAUUGAUCCUUACAAUUCUGUUGUGUUCAAAGAAUUCUAAUGUUCUGUUUUGCUUCUCAUUGAGACCUUGUUUAUUUUUUUUUUAUUUUUUUUUACAAUGUAGCGUUUUUGUUUUCACUAUUUUAAAGACUUUUAUUAAUAUGUAAGUUAAGACAAUGGUUCUCAACCAUUUAAGAUCACUAGAACCUUUAAAAUAUUUUGUGUCCAGGUUGUUGAGUAUAGACACUAUGAAAUGUAGUGAUUUGAAGGUAAGUCAUAGUCAUAAGUACAGAAACACUGCUUUGGUCAAUUGAAAGUACAUGUGAUUAACUCAUUGAAAUAUGGUAAACACCAUACAAUGUUUGUAAGGCUUUUCAUUGUUACAUUGUUGUUAGUGUUUUUACAAAUCAAAUUUGUGAUGAAUACCUUUACAAUCAAUAAAAAGUAGGCAAAAUCAGA
Biomphalaria glabrata is the source of this 11440-nucleotide messenger RNA. RefSeq names its product leucine-rich repeat serine/threonine-protein kinase 2-like. The transcript is spliced from 68 exons. Gene Ontology annotation, cellular component: plasma membrane. Gene Ontology annotation, molecular function: ATP binding; GTP binding; protein binding. Gene Ontology annotation, biological process: protein phosphorylation. NCBI's taxonomy places the organism in Eukaryota, Metazoa, Mollusca, Gastropoda, Planorbidae. The record is from RefSeq and is a predicted model, not a curated record. Bases 360 to 8270 code for a protein of 2636 amino acids.